Molecule: messenger RNA, 1059 nt
Organism: Naegleria lovaniensis
Lineage: Eukaryota; Heterolobosea; Eutetramitea; Acrasida; Naegleriidae
Exons: 1
Coding region: 1-1059 (352 amino acids)
Source: RefSeq, a predicted model, not a curated record
AUGUACAACUCUGCACUGGAGUGGUUGCAAAAGAAGUUGCAAAAGUUAUCACAGUCCGAUUCGGAAUCCAAUCAUCAACAACUUAAUCAAUUAGAAAUUCAUUCCGAGAAUAAUGGUAUGGAAACAUCCAAUCAUUCUCGAAGAAGAACAAAAUGGAUAAAAUUCAUGAUCAUCCUAUCAUCGGGAUUGACUCUCAUCAUCACCAUAAUUAUUUAUUACAAAAUUCAUUCCAAGAAUCAACAUUCCACAACACUUGAUUUCAUUUCCUUUAGAAAAACGCCAUCCAAUUAUUUUCAUGAAUUUAAAUCAAUUUCCAAAACGAGAAAUUCAAGCCUCAACACCUCUCGAGGUAAUUCCAACCCAUCAUGGUCAUCCAACAACACUGAAGCCUAUCUCAACGAUACAGCCUCUUAUUAUCAAUACAUGCUUUCAUCAGAGUCUUCAACAAACGGUUUGAAAUUUAAUCCUCAAUGGAAAUUUAGUCCUUCGUAUACAGAUCCCACAACACUCAGUUCUCAACAGAAAAAGAAGACUCAUUCAUCAUUACUGCCAGGCUAUGGUUUUGUACAAUAUAGAAGUCAAUCCUUGUUGGGACGAGAGGCUGGAUUGCCACGUGUGUUCUCGUCUUCUCCAAGUGAGGAUUUGUCUUUAUUGAGAACGAAUAUUCAUGGCAGUGAUUUCACACAUGAUUGGACCUAUUAUUUAGAAAAGAUUAGAUAUAUUCUAUCAUUGCUGUAUUAUCGAUUACCAAGAGCUAUUGCAGAGUGGGAAUUAUGGUUGGGAAUGGCAUCUUUGGGGUUGUAUCAUGUGUGGAUGAAUCAACCAUUUUCAAAAUGGAGAAAUUCCAAAGAAAAAGAGAAGCAACAACAACAACACGAGGCCAAACACUUUAUGGAUGGUGUCAUGCAUCGAGUGAUAUCCGAAAAGAAUGAAAUUGAGAAUUCUCGAAAGAGGAAUCAAAAAAUUGUUAAAAUUAUUGGAGAAGGAUCCAACAUCGAAGGACUCGAAGAAAAUUUUGAAAAGUUACUUUCCAAUGAACAGGCGGAUAGCUAUCUGUAA